This is a messenger RNA of Thelazia callipaeda (thelaziosis nematode), 255 nucleotides long. NCBI's taxonomy places the organism in Eukaryota, Metazoa, Nematoda, Chromadorea, Rhabditida, Thelaziidae. The record is from the annotation of a GenBank genome assembly.
AUGACCCCUGACUUCCCUGACAAAGUUAUUAAGAGCAAUGAAGAUUUGGCUGAAAAGAUUAGCAAGCAAGCAACCGAAGCGAUGCAUAAUGUGCUUAAUCAGUCAGACACGAAAAUGGAUCAGAAAUUAGAUUCACAAUUUGAACAGCGACAAACAGUAAUCGAAACAUUAGAACAAUUGAAUACAACGGAAGUGUAUGAAGAACCAUUCAUUAGAAUAUAUGUGCGACCACUUUGCGAAGGAAAUGUUUGUUAG